Scheffersomyces coipomensis is the source of this 971-nucleotide messenger RNA. It is a transcript of the gene NIP7, whose product is annotated as ribosome biosynthesis protein. The record is from RefSeq and is a predicted model, not a curated record. Bases 407 to 952 code for a protein of 181 amino acids. The transcript has a single exon. Gene Ontology annotation, molecular function: RNA binding. Gene Ontology annotation, biological process: ribosome assembly; ribosomal large subunit biogenesis. NCBI's taxonomy places the organism in Eukaryota, Fungi, Ascomycota, Pichiomycetes, Serinales, Debaryomycetaceae. Gene Ontology annotation, cellular component: preribosome, large subunit precursor; nucleolus; nucleus.
UGUAGAAAAUUUCAACCAUUUCUGGUUAUGGCCUAUUUUUUUUUUUUUUCACAUAAUACUUUUCUUACACUCAUCGCGCGCUACCAUUGCUACCAUAUGCCUUAUAACAUAUACCAUAUUACCAUCAAGUUAUAAGAUUCUUCUAAAAAAGUCUACCAAACUGAUUGAUUUCAACUAUAUGAAUAUCAAACAUCAACAAAAGAUAAACUAGUUACUAAGAUGUUACGGUAUACUAUCAAUAUCAACACUUCAACUAUCGCUCAUCUCAUCUACUACAAAAUUCUAGUCAUGUGAUUUGAAAAAUUUAAAAAUCGCUGCUUAAAAAAAUUGAAAAUUUAAACCCAUCUUAUACUAACCAACCAGUCCUUAGAUCUAUAUAUAUAUACUACAUCCACACAUAACCACUAUGAGAUCCUUAACAGAAGAAGAAACCAAAGUGGUGUUCGAGAAAUUAGCCAACUACAUAGGAAGAAACAUUACAUUUUUAAUUGAUAAUCCAACUGAUCCUCAUGUGUUCAGAUUACAAAAAGAUAGAGUUUAUUAUAUAAGUGAAAAAAUAUCAAAAUUUGCUACUUCAGUAAGCAGAACCCAGUUAAUGUCAGUGGGUGUUUGUUUUGGUAAAUUCACCAAGACUGGUAAAUUCAGAUUACACAUCACUGCUUUAACUUAUUUAAGUCAAUAUGCCAAAUAUAAGGUUUGGAUUAAACAAAAUGGUGAAAUGCCUUAUUUAUAUGGUAAUCAUGUCUUAAAGGCUCAUAUUGGAAGAAUGUCCGAUGAUAUUCCUGAACAUGCUGGGGUUAUAGUGUAUAGUAUGAAUGAUAUACCGUUAGGAUUUGGUGUUAGUGCCAAAUCAACUAACGAAGCAAGAAACUUACAACCAACUGCUAUAGUUGCAUUUAGACAAGGUGAUAUUGGAGAAUAUUUAAGAGAAGAAGAUACUUUAUUUACUUAGAUGGUAUCAUCAUUUUAUA